This is a messenger RNA of Pseudogymnoascus verrucosus, 1663 nucleotides long. RefSeq lists its product as uncharacterized. The coding region runs from base 1 to 1527 and encodes 508 amino acids. The transcript has 3 exons. The record is from RefSeq and is a predicted model, not a curated record. Gene Ontology annotation, molecular function: heme binding; iron ion binding; monooxygenase activity. NCBI's taxonomy places the organism in Eukaryota, Fungi, Ascomycota, Leotiomycetes, Thelebolales, Thelebolaceae.
AUGACGACUACAUUGAAGGCCAUUCCAUGGCUGGCUUACCACGCCUAUCCGGUUGCCAUUUGUACUGUCCUGAUUUUAGUUGUUUUACCUCGCGUUUUACGUGCUUUGUUAUCUCCAGUUCGCCAAGUCCCUGGGCCUUUUCUGGCUAGGUUUACGCGUCUAUGGUACUUCCGUCAAGUGUUUCGUGGUGACUUCCAUCAAGUUAAUAUACAGCUCCACCGCAGAUAUGGCCCAAUUGUUAGGAUCGCCCCAAACGAAUACAGUUUUGAAGACCUGCAGGCUGUCAAAACGAUUUAUGGCCAUGGCACAAAGUUUGUCAAGGCACCUUGGUAUAAUGCAAGUGGAGAUCCAUCUAAGCACCCUCGCAUGAAUCUUUUUACAGAUAGGGAUAUGAAGAGCCAUGCAGACAAUCGUCGAAAAGUUGCAAACCUUUACAGCAUGACAGCACUUCUUAAGAUGGAACCUUCUGUCAACUCCUGUAUCGAGAUUGUUCUGCAAAGAUUUGAUGAAUUUGCUUCUUCAAAGCAACCUAUCAACAUGCACCACUGGCUGCAGUGCUAUGCAUUCGAUGUCAUCGGUCUUAUCACAUUCUCGCGUCGAUUCGGAUUCCUUGACAAAGGAGAAGAUAUUGAACAGAUCAUGAAGACCAUUCAUUAUUUUCUUCAGUAUUCUACUCUAGUUGGCAUAUAUAAUGAAUGGCACAAGUAUCUUUUCGGUCUCAAUGCAAUGGUACGGUUCAAGGGAAUGAAAAAUAUUGUUGCAUUCUCCCUUGACCGGAUAAAGAGAAACAGUGACCGAGAUAAAGGAGAGGGUGAGUUAGAAGAAGAUUUUCUGUCUACAGCUCUUGCUCUACAUCGAGCUGCGCCAGAUAAAUUCUCCAUGGGUGAUGUCAUCUCUACUUGUAGCGCCAACGUUGGUGCUGGAAGUGAUACCACGGGCAUAAGUUUAAGUUCCAUCCUAUACUAUCUUGUACGGAACCCUCUCACACUUCGCAAACUGCGGGCAGAAAUCGAAGGAGAAACACAGCGCGGAACCACCUCCAGUCCUAUCACAUUCCAAGAGGCUCAGAAGAUGCCUUAUCUGCAAGCAGUAAUCAAAGAGUCGCUGCGUCUCCACCCUGCCACCGGCUUGCCGCUCGCGCGCGUCGUACCAGCGGCCGGAGCCGUGAUUGCUGGUACCAGGUUUCCAGGAGGAACUAUUGUCGGCGUCAACACCUGGGUGGCGCAUGCCAAUGCUUCGAUUUUUGGCGACGACGCGAGAACCUUUCGGCCUGAAAGGUGGCUGGAGGAUGAUGAGACGACUUCGAAGUUAAACAGGUUCUGGAUGCCGUUUGGGGUUGGAUCUAGGACCUGCAUUGGCAAAAAUAUCAGUUUGCUAGAAAUAUCGAAGUUGAUACCAGAGUUAAUAAGGAGAUAUGACUUCGAAUUUAUUGGAAUGGAUGGUGGUUUGGAGACUCAGAAUGUUUGGUUUGUUAAGCCAACCAAUUUCUUCUGCAAGAUAAUGAAACGAGAGCCUUCAAGUCUUUGAGGUUCAGGAGCAAGGGCAUUUCGUCAGAUAAGUUUUUUAAAAAUACAAAAUUGCAGAUCAAGGACGGUGGAAUUUGAAAGCUGGGGAUUGGCACUGUAUGCCACUUGCCUGGCUUAGCUGUGCUCACCUUCCUCGC